Molecule: messenger RNA, 2259 nt
Organism: Panicum virgatum (switchgrass)
Lineage: Eukaryota; Viridiplantae; Streptophyta; Magnoliopsida; Poales; Poaceae
Product: zinc finger BED domain-containing protein RICESLEEPER 2-like
Exons: 5
Coding region: 1-2259 (752 amino acids)
Molecular function (GO): DNA binding
Source: RefSeq, a predicted model, not a curated record
AUGUCAAACAAUCUUAUGCCAUUCAAUCUCUCUGCGGCCGCGGUAGGUGGAGGUGUGGUUCCAGAACCGCCGCGCCCGGACCAAGCUCAAGCAGACGGAGGUGGACUGCGACUCUGCGAGUACCUCAAGCGCUGGUGCAAGCAGCUGGCCGAGGAGAACCACCGUCCACCGCCCCAGUAUAAGCUCUUGGGUAUGGAAUCUCCUGUGCAAGGGAAGAGUAAUGAAAGUGAGGGGACUGAUUCAGAGAGUAAUUCAUUUGACAAGAACGAUGAGAUGUCUGAGGAUGAGAUGAUAGUGCUAGGUGGGAAAGGUGCUGCUGAAUCUGAUGGUGGAAGUGGAAAAGGAGGCAAGAAAAGGCGCAGGGGGGUGAAGAAGAAGGUUAAGGUGCAAGGGGAAGGGGGCAGCAGGAACAAAUCCAAAGUUUGGGAUGUCUUUGAUAAGGUGACUAUGCCAGAUCCGAAUGAGAAGGGAAAAGUGUUAUCAAAGGCAAAGUGCAAAUACUGUAAGAAGAUGUAUGCUUACAUACAAGGGUCAACAACGUCGACAUUAUCAAGGCACAUGAAGAAUUGUGACAUGUACAAGAAACAUAUAGCAGAGAAGCUAGAUCAAAAACUUUUGAGCUUUGCUCCUUCAAAGGCAGGUGAAUCUGGUUCUAGUCUCCCUACUAUCACGUCUCCAAAAGAUUAUAAUCAUGAUCAAGUUAAGAAAUUAAUUGCCAAGAUGAUUAUAGUUCAUGAGUACCCAUUUAGGAUGGUUGAGCACACAUGGUUUAACAUUGUCAUGACUUAUUUGAAUCCUCUAUACCAGUUUAUUGGUAGGAAGACCAUAAAAGCUGAAUGCUUGAAAGUGUCUGAGUCUGAAAAAAAAGCACUAGCAAAGAUCAAUAAAGGUGUGGAUUUCAUUUCCUUAACCACUGAUUUGUGGACAUCUAAUCAAACAUUAUCGUAUAUGUGUUUGGUUGCACACUACAUAGAUAGUGAUUGGAAAAUGCAAUAUCGUGUGCUGUAUUUUUUUGAGUUAGAUCCUCCACACAAAGGACCUGUGAUAGGACAAGCUGCAUAUGAUUGUGUUGCUGCAUGGAAAAUAGAGGAUAAGAUUAUAUCCUUGACUCUAGAUAAUGCUGCAAACAAUGAUGGUGCUAUCCGUGGUUUGAGGGCUAGGUUUGCAGCUAGACAGGGUUAUGCCUUCAAUGCAAAAUACUUCCUUGUCCGGUGUUGUGCACACAUUAUUAAUUUAGUUGUCAAUGAUGGAACUACCGCAUUAGCUUCCUUGAUAGAGAACUUAAGGUGCACUGUGAAGUACCUUAAGAAGUCUCCAUCUCGCAUGCAUAAGUUUGUAGAGAUAUGUAGAUCUCUUGCAUUGCAAAUUGGAGAAGGGAUGAGGCUUGAUGUGUCAACGAGGUGGAGUUCAACAUACAAGAUGUUGCGUACUGCUAUAGCUUACAAGGAAGCUAUUCAAGCAUAUGCUGAUGCAGAUUUAAACUAUAAGUGGGAACCUACGACUGAGGAAUGGGAUUUGUUUGUUGCAAUUGAACCAAUUCUUGCAUAUUUAGCUAAGGUAACCACUGCAUUGUCAACUUCUUCAUAUCCCACUACAAAUCUAUUCUAUCCUCACAUUGUGGAUGUCAAGAUUGCAUUGAGGGCAGCAAUGUUUUCCAAUAAUUUAAAUUUGAAGAAAAUGGGUACUGCAAUGAUGGAAAAAUUCAACAAGUACUGGGAAGAAAAGAAUAAUGUUAUGGUGGUUGCUACUAUCCUAGAUCCGAGGUAUAAGAUGAGAUAUAUUGAGUGGUGCUUUGGUAGGAUUUUUGAUGUAGACCAAAGUGGAUUUGAGAUACAGGAAGUUCGAGCUGAGUUAGAAAAGUUGUAUGAAGAGUGUGCGUUGCAGCAUAGAGAGAAAAAAGCUGCUCAAAGCAAGUCCAAUGCAUCCUCAUCCUUGACGAUUGAUAGAUCGUGCGGUUUGCCUUCUACUUCAUGUGAAUUUCAGUCAUAUUUAUCAUCUACUGAAGCGAACCCAUCAAAGAGUGAGCUGCUCAUCUAUUUGGAUGAGCUGAAUGCUGGAGAGUGGAGACAUCAGGACAUGGAGAUGGAGCUGGUCAGCUGGACUUCGCCGUUGCUUGCUAGAUGUGGAUGGCUUGGAGCUGGACUUGGGUUGCUUGCUGGUCUGCUGGAUCCUGGAUGUGGAAUUGUGGAUGGUGCCUCAGUGCCUCAGUGCCUACCUGGGCGGCUGGGCGCCUGGCUGGCUGGCUGCCUGCUUUUGUAG